Messenger RNA from Linepithema humile (Argentine ant), 1346 nucleotides. RefSeq names its product REPTOR-binding partner (gene REPTOR-BP). Gene Ontology annotation, biological process: regulation of DNA-templated transcription. Gene Ontology annotation, cellular component: nucleus. Gene Ontology annotation, molecular function: DNA-binding transcription factor activity. The record is from RefSeq and is a predicted model, not a curated record. NCBI's taxonomy places the organism in Eukaryota, Metazoa, Arthropoda, Insecta, Hymenoptera, Formicidae.
GGAACGGUGGAACGGAAGGAGGAGGUGGCGGUCCGAUGUGUGACCUUGCAGUGUUUGUAAACAGACACACGUUGCCGUCGCGAACUGUUACGGACGAUCGCCAUCGCGAGAGCGAACCACCCCGUGUUAUUGUUUCUGAGCUGCGGUGUUCGAGGCGUGUUCACGAGUAUGGAAAUGGAGCCAAUGUGCAUCGUGGAGAACGAGACGGAGGGAUCUCGCGGUGAUCGGAAAGAGGGGGGCAAGAGGGGACGCAAGCCUGGAAGGAAGGCGGCGGACAAGGCGGACAUGAAAGCUAAGCUUGAACGAAGCCGGCAGAGUGCGAGGGAGUGCCGUGCUCGCAAGAAGUUGAGAUAUCAGUACCUGGAAGAGCUCGUAGCCGAUCGGGAGAAGGCGGUGCUCGCUCUGCGAAAGGAGCUCGAAAUGUAUCGUCAGUGGACACUAGAAUUGGAUGCCGGACAAGUCCCCGAAGGACUGCAGACGAUGCUGGAGGAACUCGGCUCGUUGAAACAGGAACAGUCCAGCAACAACUAAGCGGGCAAGGAGGCGAGGAAUAAGGAAGUCACGCGGAUCGAGCCGUUCCAUUUAUCUCGUUUCUCUGAUCGAACCUCUUUCCUCCCUCUCUCCCCUCGUAGUCGAGUUUAUUUUCCGUCUUUUCUCCUUUUCUCUUUUGCAGUUUUUCAGGACGAUAGGAAACAAUUUGGCUGCUGAAUUUGAAUUUCCUUUCCUAUCUCAUCGUUAUUUUUUUUAAAGAAAGAAAAAUUAUCUGAUUUGCUUUUUGUUGACGAUACAUUUUCUAUCCGCGUGAAAGCGAGAUUUCCUUUCCUUUCCUCCAUCUCCUUCUGACUCUUUCACGAAAGGCGGAAUCGUCGUCUGAUUACCUCGUUACCUCACACGUUACAUAUUUUUUUUUGUAUGUAUGUAUUUGUUAUCGCGACUCGUUAAGUUGAUCCAUAUUUUUUUACUCACGUUGGUUAAGGACAGUGAUUGAUCGGUCGGUCGGUCUGUCUACGGCCUCACGCUUGUAAUGUACCUCCCUCGCACGAUUGUUGCGGUGUAAGAAAGUAAUUAUAGAUAUAUCACUGUUACGCAUCAAAGGGAAAAACGAUCGUUGUGUAUCAUAGAAAGUCUAUAUUCAGUAUUGUCUGUUCAAAGUACGUCAUAGCGAGAGGUUCUCGUUGACUGUUUGCCGAUUCGUUUGAAUUAUAUACCGAUAUAUGGUAUUCGUUUACCGUAUGAAAAUCAUCAUUUUGUACAAAUUAGCGCCAUUACAAAAGUUGAAUCGUAUAUGUGUACGAAAGAGUCUAUUAGUCGAAUAAAACCGAUAUUUUUCGAUGAAAAAUUAUUAA